This is a messenger RNA of Peronospora matthiolae, 1572 nucleotides long. The record is from the annotation of a GenBank genome assembly. NCBI's taxonomy places the organism in Eukaryota, Oomycota, Peronosporomycetes, Peronosporales, Peronosporaceae.
AUGACGGAAACACCAACUUCAACGACGACCACGAGUGUCGGGACGUCGAUUCCGUCGCCUGGUCUCACGACAACCACAACCGCUGGUCCGCUCGGUCCCAUCGUGCUCGAAGACUUUACACUGCUUGACCGCCUUGCGCACUUUGACCACGAACGCAUUCCCGAGCGGGUCGUGCACGCCAAAGGCGGUGGAGCUUUUGGGUACUUUGAAGUCACGCACGCUGAUAUCACCAAGUACUGCAGUGCCAAGCUGUUUAGUAAUGUAGGAAAGCGCACGCCUGUAGCCCUUCGGUUUUCGACCGUAGGGGGUGAACAGGGCAGUGCUGACACGGUGCGGGACCCUCGAGGGUUUGCUAUUAAGUUUUACACGGAAGAGGGCAAUUGGGACCUAGUAGGGAACAACACGCCGAUUUUCUUCGUGAGGGACCCGAUGCUAUUCCCAAGUUUUAUCCACACGCAGAAGCGUUUGCCCCACUCGCACUUAAAAGAUCCCGACAUGAUGUGGGACUUUUUCUCGCUACGGCCUGAGACUUUGCAUCAACAGAGUUUUCUGUUUACGGAUCGGGGCAUCCCUGACGGGUUCCGGUUUAUGAAUGGCUACGGAAGUCAUGCUUUUUGUAAUGUCAAUGCAAAAGGGGAGACGUCGUACGUCAAGUACCACUUUAAGACGGAUCAGGGGAUCCGCAAUUUGUCCGUGGAUAAGGCCGCCGAGUUGGCAGGUUCGAAUCCGGACUAUGCCGUGCAAGAUCUCUAUGAAGCUAUUGCUAAGAAGCAGUAUCCGUCGUGGACGCUGUAUAUUCAAGUGAUGAGCCUGGACGAGGCGGCCAAAGCGACGUUCAACCCUUUUGACGUGACCAAGACCUGGCCACAUAGUGCUUACCCGCUGAUUGAAGUGGGUCGCCUUGCACUCAAUCGGAACCCCAGGAAUUACUUUGCCGAGAUUGAGCAGCUCGCGUUCUCGCCGUCGUUCAUGGUACCGGGUAUUGAGCCAUCACCGGAUAAAAUGUUGCAGGGUCGUCUGUUUUCGUACCCGGACACGCAGCGUCACCGGCUGGGUACGAAUUACCUUCAGAUUCCCGUGAAUCGGCCACUGAAAGUACCUCAGACGUAUCAGCGCGACGGUGCUAUGGUUGUCAAUGGCAACAUGUACGAAGCUCCGAAUUACUAUCCAAACAGUAAAGGAGGACCAUCUGAAGACACGUCGCAGCGUCACCGCGCGUACCGCGGCGACUUUUCAGUCGUGGACAAGUACUCGACGUAUGACGAUGACAAUUACUCGCAAGUUGGUGAGUUCUACCGCAAGACGCUGGAUGCUGCUGGUCGAGAGCAUCUUACAGACAACAUUGCUACUUCGCUCGUGAACGCGUCGAAACCAGUGCAGGCUCGUGCAAUUGCGAACUUUACCAAGUGUGAUGAAGAUUAUGGACGUCGCGUGCAGGAAAAAGUGGACGCACUGGCUGCUCAGAAGAAGCACGAGGACCCGACUUCACUCCCGGCUCCAUCGCAGCUGAACCCACCACGGAAGCCCUUUGAAGUAGCCCCACCAUCGGAUGUUAUGACUCCGCGGCUGUAG